CUAUUACAUCGCUAUAGAACUAGUAAUUUUUGCGGCUUUUGCGUUUUUAUUUAAAAAUGCUCUGGCAUGACUUAAUCCUAGGUACCACCAUUUGAACCGAUACAGUGUGGUUGGUACCACUAACUGAUGAUUGUAAUGUUGCAGUUGAAGAUAAACUCGGGUACCACCAUACCGAACCAAAACAUUUCUUGGUACCACCACCUUCAAUAGCAGUGUUGCCUCUAAAAAUUAAGUGAACGUCAUUUGCAUUCUCAACCCAAACCGCUCCGAUACGACCCCGGGUACGACUUCAACCCCGGAACCACCUCGUGAUUCAACGCAUCACUUGCCAGGUACCGCUGUUAUACCGCUAUAAAACUAGCAGCUUUUCGCGGCGCGCUUCCAGUAUAUCGCGUACCGAUCGUAUACUUACAGACGCAGUAUCACAUCUAGCGAGUAUCUUCGCGUCGAUACUUCGAAAAGCGGUACUCGUUUUCGCGCCGGUAAAGUGGAGCAUUUCGGGAAGAUGCCGUUUCGGUUCGGUUUCGUGGUGCUGGCGAUGCUGGUGCUCUCCGUGUCCGCGGAGAAAUUUAAAGUUAUCAGGGAGUGGCGGUACCUGAACUUCACUUGGAGUUCGCCAGAGGUGUACCAAACGGCUGAACGUACAGGUGCCUACGUUCCCGAGAACAACAUCGUCGCAGGUGUGAAACAGUAUCAAGACCACUUCUAUCUGACGCUCCCCCGUAUGAAACCCGGCGUUCCAGCAACCCUGGCGCGCAUCCCCGCAGGUGCUGCGACCAAGGACACCGCGCCCCUAUUGGAACCGUUCCCCUCAUGGGACAUGAACAAAGUAGGGGACUGUCCAGGCGCUGCAGAAUGUUCAGAAUGUUGAGAUCGAUACGAAAGGGAGGAUGUGGAUCAUAGACGGCGGAAGGACUGAAACGUUGACCAGUGAACCUGUCGUCAGAUGUCCUCCGAAGCUGGUGAUAUACGAUAUCAACCAGAAAUCUACAACGACCUUCUACACUUUUCCGGAUGACGUAGCCAGCUACAAUUCCAGUUUUCUCUACGACAUCGUUGUGGAUGAUACUGACGGGGGAUUCGCAUACAUUUCUGAUAACAGCGCAAAAGAUCCUGGUCUGAUAGUCUUCUCGUUGAAGCAACACCACAGCUGGAAAAUCCGUCACAGCGCCACAAUGCACGCCGACAAGACCGCUUCCGCUUUCAGAGUGAACAGCGUCACCGUCUCGGCGCCCAUCAACGUCGCAGGCAUCGCCUUAGGGCCUAGAGUCAGGCAGCAGAAAGAAGGAGUGGUUGUUAGCGAAGAAAGAGAGUUGUACUAUUGCCCGAUGUCAAGCCUACACGUAUACUCGAUCGGCACGACAGUGCUCAGGAACGAAAUGAACGGAUUCAAAGGAGGGGAGUACCAGGGAGAAGUUAAAGAUCAUGGCAUCAAAAGUUCGCAAACUGCUGGUAUGACUAUGGACAACCAAGGCACCCUUUACUACACGCUGCUAGCAACGAACAGCAUUGCAAAAUGGGACACUCGCCAGCCGUUCCUAUCCGGCCAGAAGAUCAUCGCCAAGGACGAGAAGUACCUAGAAUGGCCGAACAGCUUCGCUUUUGACCAAUCGGGGAACAUCACGGUGCUGGUGAACCGGCUGAACGAGUUCAUCUACGGAAAGUUGAACCUGGAGCAGGUUAAUUUCAGGCUGAUCACUGCCAGAGUUGAUAGGAAGAGUUACUUGUACGACGAGGUGUACGAUUACAGUCCUGAGAUGAAUUUGACUACUACUACGCUAGCGGCGAAUACUGAGAAACUGCCAGAACCGCAGGUCCUUCCAGGUUCCGACCAGGACCCGAAUCUAGCACCCCACUUCGAGCCGACCAAAGACCACCAAACCACAACAGCGAUGCCGACCACCAUGGAUCACAGCGAUAAUGACCACCAAAUGCAAUCGGAUCAAGGGGAAAUGAACCACGACCAAACCCAUGAAGACCAUAAAGAUCAUGGUCACACUGACCACGACCAGAUGGACCGCGAGCACGCCGGUGCGAGUCAGAGUCAGUCGACAACAUCGACAACCGAGAAGCCAAGUUCUGGAAGUGCUCGACAGAUGUCUCUGUUCCUCAGUGUGAUUUUUGCGGCGUCUUUGCUUGCGGUGUGAGAAACUGUGAUGCGGUGUGUUACAGGAAAGGUAAUCGUAGUGGUGCGGUGAUACGUCGUAAGCUCAAAGUUCACAAACUGAUAAGACGCUGAGUUUGUUUCAAUAAGAGUUCGUUAUUGAUUGGAAUCGCGUAUUGAGAAUUUUAAUGUCUCAGUAUAGUCCAUUUCUUCUGGAAUAUCCCUCAAAUUAGCGGAACGUUAUACGAUUUGUAUAAGAUGGACCCCUAAUCCACAUAAUAAAUCAAAAAAUAUACAGGGUACUUCUUGUUUUAAGACGCUCUGGAAUAUGCGUAUCUUUUUUUUUAAUUAAUAGCACUAAUUCAAAAACUGUUAGAGAAAAAUAUAAUAUAGACAUUAAAAAAAUCCCAAAGAAAGCUAUUUGACAAUGUUAAAAUAUACAGGGUGUUUCCUUUGAAAUUUUUGAGAAAACAUAUAUUUUGCGUAUAAAUAGAAGCAUAUUUUAGCAUGUCUUUAUUACAUGUUUGUUAUUGCAUAUAUCAAAAUAAUUUGGAAAUAUGCACUAGUAACAUAUCAAGGUUGCCACGAAGACAGAUUUUAGAUAUCUUCUCCGUUUCCGUUUGGACACCCUGUAUGCUUCAUGAAUGUAUUAUGUAUAUGUAUGUUUGUGAUACUUUGUGAAAAACAUCGAAACAAGCGUCGUUAGACACGCCACCUUCGAUUAGCGACACUUAUCUAACUGAUGGGCGAUAAGAGAAAAAUUAAACGUGCGGUCAUUUAACAAAAUUUACUCAGCAGUCGCUAAUUUGCAGCUAGUUGCAUUCGAAUACCUGUUUAUUUGCGAAGAAAACUAUAUCCCAAGGUUAUUAUAGAAAAAUGUUAUAACACAUAAUCGUUGUUUGUAUUGAAGUGAUUUGAGGUCAUAGGUGUAGAUGGAAAAUUAUUUUUUGCUUGAGCGGCUGAAACUGAUAAUAAAAUAACAAUUACGCGAAAAGUAAUCGACAAAAAAAAUGUAAUUCCUUGUUAUUCUUUUUAUCUACGCCAAUGCUUCAAGUAUGCAACUUUGAGGAAUCGUUGAAAAAGUGCCAUAGAUGGGAAUAUAGAAAAAAAAAAAAGAAUGCACUCAAGGUCAAAAAAACAUUCUGUUCAAAGAUGUGUGUGUGUGAAACCAAGCGCAUUACAUAUAUUAUUGUAUCAAGGCGAAGUUCAGUUUUUUCGCAUAUAAAAAAAUGUUGUACAGAGUGAUUUAUAUCCAUAAAAUGCUUCUUUGAAAACAUGUCCGCCGAAUUUGAUCCGUCAUUCUGAUAUUUGAUAAAUGGAUAUCAUAUUCGUUAUCAGCGAUCUCCAAAGGGUUAUGGAGCUUUUUGGUGAAAUUUAGUGAAUUUUUCUGGUUUUGGCCACUUUUUCGGACUGUGAGGCGUAUUAUCCUCUCUCGACUUUAACCCAGAAGAAUCGGAGAAUUAAAGAAUAAAACUGGUAUAGUCGGAUUUGAAUUACUCUGUACAUUUUACUCUGUAUAGACUUAUAUUAAUGUUAUAAUAGAUUUAUCUGUGAAUUUUAUUUGUAUAAAUAGGUGUUUGUACCUCUAUCUCUUCACCUAGCUAGUCGUAGUUGUUAUUAUCGUUAUAAGCUCUUGUAUGUAUUAUGAUACUAUGUUCUUUUAAAUUUAAAUAAAUAAUUUAUAUAAACAG
Messenger RNA from Acanthoscelides obtectus, 3795 nucleotides. Lineage: Eukaryota; Metazoa; Arthropoda; Insecta; Coleoptera; Chrysomelidae. The record is from the annotation of a GenBank genome assembly.